This is a messenger RNA of Gadus macrocephalus (Pacific cod), 2392 nucleotides long. RefSeq names its product ras association domain-containing protein 1-like. NCBI's taxonomy places the organism in Eukaryota, Metazoa, Chordata, Actinopteri, Gadiformes, Gadidae. The transcript has 6 exons. The coding region runs from base 445 to 1551 and encodes 368 amino acids. Gene Ontology annotation, biological process: Ras protein signal transduction. The record is from RefSeq and is a predicted model, not a curated record. Gene Ontology annotation, cellular component: nucleus; microtubule cytoskeleton.
AUCACUGGUACGUUACGUUUUAUUUAUUCGAUGAGAGAAGGAUUGCCACAAAGCUGUCUCAAAGGUCUACCUCUCAGGAACGGUGAGCUUUUCGUUCUGUUAUAUAGGCUACAUAUUGAGUCGCAGCCGUCUUCAAUAUCUAAUUUCAAACAAGCCUCCGCGCUUCGUGCGUGCCUGAAGCUUUUCAUCGUUUUAACUUGAAGGUCCAACUUUUCUAGAGGAGCAAGUUGUUGACUUUGUGAAAUGCAGUUGUCGGAUGAGAAAUAGCUGAUGGCAGCACGUCCCGUUGGAACAAGCACGCGUGAAAUAGGGGUUGUUGCGUAAUACCGUGCGCAAACGUGAGCUGUAAUUUUUUGGUAAAACAUUUGGCCCAAAGAAACCGGACGGUUCAGUGUUUUGGACUCUGGAGUUUAACAUGAAUUAAACUUGGAUAAAAUACAAAGAAUGCAUUUGGGCGAAGUGAUUGAGCUCCGUGACCUUCGGCUGGACACAGACCCGAUAGAGCUGACCAGCCCAUGGGUUCCUCGGUCACCUUCACGACUGGAGAGGACCAAUGCGCUUAGAAUCAGCCCAGGAAAGGUGCCAGAACUACUUAGCCGAGCGGGCAUUAUCCGGAUUCUUGGUGAAUCCCAGGAUCCUCGGCUGAAGGAGGAGUUGGGUGAGGGGCACAACUUCCAGCCCUGCAGUCACGCUCAGCCCACUUGGUGUGACCUGUGCGGAGAUUUCAUUUGGGGACUUUACAAGCAGAGCCUGCGCUGUGCCAACUGUAGGUUCACGUGUCACCGACGCUGCCGCACCCACAUCCAGUUGGACUGCAGCUGGGACCAGGGGGGCACGCGCCGCUCGCCCACUCUGGUGGAGCACACCAUAGAAGAGAACGACACAAAUGUGGAUGAACCGGUUGAAUCGAGGAAACAGGAAUGGUCCGUUGCAGAGGUUCAGCACAAGGUGAAGGAGUACAAUUCUCUGAUCCACAGCAACCUGUUCAUGAACACAAACCGAGAUGGUUCCUACACCGGCUUCGUGAAGGUGCAGUUCAAGCUGGCUCGCCCCGUCUCGGUCCCACCCCCCAGAAAGGGGCCUGCGAGACAGGAAGCCGGAGGGAAGAAAGCCACUGGAGUCAAGCGCCGCACAUCCUUCUACCUGCCCAAGGACACGUGCAAGCAUCUGCACAUCAGCUCCCACACGUCUGCCCGCGAAGUCAUCGAGGCUCUGCUGAAGAAGUUCACGGUGGUGGACAACCCUGCCAAGUUCGCCCUGUUUGAGCGCAGGGAACGUCACGAGCAAGUGUACCUCCGCAAGAUAUCGGACGACGAGCGUCCGCUCCGCCUGCGCCUGGCGACCGGACCUGACGAGAAGCUGCUCAGCUUCGUGCUGAAGGAGAACGAGACCGGAGAGGUCAAUUGGCACGCCUUCUCCAUGCCGGAGCUGAAGAACUUCCUGCGUAUCCUGCAACGAGAGGAGGAGGAGCACGUGAAGCAAAUCAUGCAGCGCUACACUUUAGCGAGGACCAGGCUGCAGGAGGCCCUGCCGGGUUCCAGCCCGGGAUGAGAGAGGCAUGUUGGGCCACGAGGCAUCCCUGGGAACCCGAACCUACGCAUCCCUCUGUAAGAGGAGAAUGAAUGAGAGCAUGGAGGCCGCAUAAGCUAGAGCUAGCGCGAAUGUGCGUGUGAAAUGCUGCGAGAGAGAGAGAGAAAGAAAAAGUGUCUUACACCCGGCGCGAGUCUGAUGUGUGUGUGAAAUGCUGCGAGAGAGAAAGAGAGUGUCUUACACCUGGCGCGAAUCUGAUGUGCCUGGGAGAAUGAGAGAUGAAAACAUGAGAAACUGACUGAAGUUUGGUUUUUAAACCAGUAAUGUCUUCCGAUAUUGGGUGCGGCCGGAUAAUCCAAAAUACCUAGGCUCUGACUUAUUAACUUUGUAUAGGAUGUCGCCGGUGGGAUUUUAUUUAAAUGGUAAAAUUCCCUGCGACCCUUCGUUGAUUCAGUGCUGUAAUUCCUUCAAAUGUGUAGUUCACAUCUAACAUUGAAAUGCAUUUUACCAGAUGUAUUCGAAAGAUGCAGCUGCUAUCAAAAGCAGGAAUAUAUUGAGUGGUUCUAUCAAUUUGCUUUCAUUUGACAAAUUGGCAGAUUUAGAACUCCAUUCAGGUUUCUGUGAAGCAAGGUACAGCUUGAGCUGAAAGGUAUAUGGAUUUUCACCUGACCCAAGCCAGUUUUUCAUUAAUUUCCGGCACACCACACACUUUAGUGGGUGUUACUUUUUACUGUCCCUUACUGAGUGAGUAUGACUGACAUGUGGACAUUGGUAUGGACAUUGUUAUUGUGAAAAAGAAGUGUCAAAAAGGCUUUGUUUGACUGGAAUAUGUCUGAAUGUUUUAUAAAUGUUUGUCUGAAAA